Messenger RNA from Drosophila navojoa, 773 nucleotides. It is a transcript of the gene Tsp42Ec, whose product is annotated as Tetraspanin 42Ec. Gene Ontology annotation, cellular component: plasma membrane. The record is from RefSeq and is a predicted model, not a curated record. NCBI's taxonomy places the organism in Eukaryota, Metazoa, Arthropoda, Insecta, Diptera, Drosophilidae.
AAUUAAAUUUCAUUUGAUCAAAAGUUGAACAAAACUGCUUCAAGAUGGGCUGCAUGUCGGGAAUACUGAAUAUUUUACUCUACAUAAUAAAUAUUGUGUUUUUGGUGGUCGGCAUAUUGCUAAUUGUGCUGGGCUCCAUAAUGCUAUCGAACUUCAGUCAAUUGACCGACGUCGAGCCGCUAUCUAAUACGAACACCAUCCCAAUCUGUGUGACUGUUUUGGGUGCGCUGAUCUUCAUCAUCUCUUUCUUUGGCUGCUGUGGAGUCUGGCGUCAGAGCUCUUGUCUAACUGCAACGUAUGCUUCCAUGAUGUUCAUUCUAUUUGUGCUGCAAUUGGUGCUCACCUGCUGGAUAGCUGUGAAUGGCCAAGAUUUCCUUAACGAUAUGAGCAAUCUGGUGAAUACGCUUUGGAAGGAGAAUACAGCCGUGAAUAAAUAUCCAAUGAGUGCAUUGGAGCUCACAUUCAACUGCUGUGGCAACACUAGCUACAAUAACUACCUCUACAGCAAUCAACCUGUGCCCGGCAGCUGCUGCGGCUAUCCGAAUCGCCAGCAGAGUUGCUCCCCUAGCAUUUAUGAGACCCGCAAGGGAUGCAACCAGAAAUUCACCGAAUUCUGGAGCGAUAAUAACGAUCUGGUGUUGUGGUCUGGCCUUGGCAUUUGCAUAUACGAGCUGAUUGUUUUCAUUCUUGCUGGCAUGCUGGCCAAAUGCAUGCGCAAUAAGAAUGCCGUUAGAUAAGAUGUACCCAUUAUAAAUAAUCUGUUGAAGCUACUG